Molecule: messenger RNA, 2365 nt
Organism: Drosophila navojoa
Lineage: Eukaryota; Metazoa; Arthropoda; Insecta; Diptera; Drosophilidae
Gene: mRRF2
Product: mitochondrial ribosome recycling factor 2
Biological process (GO): mitochondrial translation; ribosome disassembly
Cellular component (GO): mitochondrion
Molecular function (GO): GTP binding; GTPase activity
Source: RefSeq, a predicted model, not a curated record
ACCGCAACAGAGUCAGUUUUAUCCGUUAAGUUGUUAUAAGUAUUUAUCAAUUAAAAUGAUGCAAUAUAGCUUAUUAAGUGUGGCCUUUAGGCAAUACAGGCUUUUGGUAAGGCAUCAUGCACAAUUUAUCAAACGUUGUUACAGCUCAGAUAUAAGAAACAUUGGUAUUUUGGCACAUAUUGACGCAGGAAAAACAACAACGACAGAACGUAUGCUCUUUUAUGCGGGCAAGACACGGUCCUUGGGUGAAGUUCACCGCGGCAACACGGUAACGGAUUACCUCACACAAGAGCGCGAACGAGGCAUUACAAUAUGUAGCUCAGCCGUAACGUUUGGCUGGAAUGGUAAGCGUAUUAAUCUGCUGGACACGCCCGGUCAUAUUGACUUUACAAUGGAAGUAGAACAGUCGCUAUAUGCAGUUGAUGGCGUUAUUAUUGUGCUGGACGGCACCGCUGGCGUGGAAGCGCAAACAGUUACCGUUUGGACACAAGCGGACAAACAUAAUCUGCCUCGGCUUGUGUUUGUCAACAAGAUGGAUCGCCCAGAUGCGAAUUUUGAUAAAUGCGUUGACGACUUGAAGGCGAAACUGGAUGCUAAGCCCAUUUGUAUGCAAAUUCCGGCAAAGAAUAUUGACGGACAGUUGGGCAUAUACGAUGUGAUCACAAUGGAGCUCUUGACCUGGCAACAAAAGGAUUUAGGUCGUACUUAUAAUAAACUUAAAUUGGAAGCUUCCGAUGAGCUUCGACAAUUGCAGGACAAGCGCAAUGAGUUGAUUGAUGAGCUAUCUGGAAUUGAUGAUGAACUGGCUGAGGUGGUCAUUAGCACUGAGAGUUUUGACAACAUCAGUAGUGAACUAAUUGUGCGUGCCCUGCGACGCGCAACGUGCAGCCAAAAGGUUGUGCCCGUCCUGUUGGGCUCCGCAUAUAAAAAUAUUGGCAUACAAUGUUUGAUGGAUGCUGUGAAUGCCUAUUUGCCAACACCCGCUGAGCGAAAUCAAAUCUACGAUUGUUUUGGCAAUGAUUUGGCGGGCAAGGUGUUCAAAAUUGUGCACGAUAAACAGCGAGGCCCACUCACUCUGGUGCGCCUGAUACGUGGAGAGCUGAAGCGGGGAAUGCGUGUCCUCUGCUCGCGGGGACAAGCAGAAGUUAUAUCGAAAAUUUAUGAGCCACUGGCUGAUGAAUAUCGAGAGGUGAACUCCAUCCAGGCGGGCGAUGUGGCGAUAUGCUCGGGUCUGAAGUCCACAGUUACUGGGGAUCUGCUUACAACCAGUCACACAUCCUUAAAGAAUGCACAGAAACGUUUUCUACAAAGUCAGGACUCCACGGCUCCCCAAAAAGAUGUUGAUAAUGAUGACGGCGAUGAUGAGCUGGAUGUUAGUCAUGGGCUAUUUUCAUUUGAGCCCAAAAUACCUGAUGCUGUCUACUUUUGUUCUAUCGAGCCGCCCAGCAUAUCAUCGCAAACGGCCAUGGAGCAGGCGCUCAAGCAACUCCAGCGUGAAGAUCCCAGUUUGCGUGUUAGCUACGACUCCGUAACCGGCCAGACAGUGCUUGGUGGCAUGGGGGAACUACAUAUGGACAUUGUCAAGUCACGUCUGCUCACUGAAUAUAAAAUUGAUGUUGAUCUGGGUCCGUUGCAAAUAGCGUACAAGGAGACAAUAGAAGCACCAGCCAUAACGACUUUGAGCGUGGAAAAAGAAAUCGCAGGCAUCAAGCAAAAUGUGAAUAUUACGCUGCAGGUUGUCAAUAAUCAGACCGAGCUUUUCAGUCUAGAUAAAUCACCUGAGAAUUUACCGAAUCUGAAUGCUCUACGUCCUCGACUUCUUCAAGUGGUGCGCAAAGGAGCAACUGCUGCCUUGGAGCGUGGACCACGAGUUGGCGGUGAAGUGGUGGACACUCAGAUUCGUCUCCAUAAUAUCACAGUGGGGCGUGGCACUGCUGAUUCGUUUGUCAUGGCUGCGGCGGCACAGUGCGUACAAAAGCUCCUCACCACAAGCGGCACACGGCUAUUAGAGCCUAUCAUGUCCAUUCAAAUUGUAGCGCCCAAUGAGCGUAUAUCGGGAAUUAUAGCUGAUUUGUCAAGGCGUCGCGCAAUUAUAAAAGAUGUCGCGCCCAAAGGCGAGAGGAAUAAGUUGAUAUUUGUGAAUGCUCCGCUGGCCGAGCUAUUCGGCUAUUCCAGUGCACUGCGUACGAUCAGCUCCGGCACGGCCAGCAUGACAAUGCAGCCAUGCGGCUUCUCAGAAAUGAAUCCCCUAGAUGAGUCGAUAGCUGUGCGUCGAGCUCAGGGAUUGGAAUGACAUAAUGCCUCACUAAUGGUUACCUAGUUUUAAUUAACAUACUUCCCAACAAAUGUUAUGCCCAGUAGCAAA